This is a messenger RNA of Cuscuta epithymum, 8833 nucleotides long. Lineage: Eukaryota; Viridiplantae; Streptophyta; Magnoliopsida; Solanales; Convolvulaceae. The record is from the annotation of a GenBank genome assembly.
UUUGUUGCAUUACAUAUGAAGCUGACUACUCCCACUGCACAUAUUAAAGAUACAAAAUAGAAAUAAUGUCUGCCCCGUCUAUAUUAUACGAGUAUUAUUGAGUGAUGGAUAUCUUGCACUCCUACGUGCACAUAUCUAAGGCGGCUCUCUUAAACGUCUAAGAGAGGGACUAUGCAACUGGAUCAUAAAUUUUUCUAGUUAAUAAUUUUGCAACUUCAGAUCAAUAUAGCACUAAUCGAUUAUCUCUCUCUAUAUUCAUCAGCUAAACCGGUAUGUUUUCUUUUCUCUAAGGAUUUAUAUUCAGUGCAUGGUUAUAGAGUUGGUCCUUCUGCAUCCAGGACUAAGUGAAGAACAUAUUUGAAAGGUUUAAUCUGAUUUGUCAAUCUAAUAAGAACUCGUAGAGCAGGGGCGGAGCCAGGAUGAGGGUUCAGGCUGGGCCGGUUGUAAACUAAAAACACCACAUAAAAAAUUUAGGCUAAAUGAAAACUAUAAGCUUAUAUUAAUCUCAUCUUUAUACCCCGUUUUCUUUCGCUAGUCCAUGUCUGUUUGAUGACUUGUACCCCGUCUUUUUUCCGUUUUCCCGGAUCUUGCUCAAUUAUUAAAAUAACUAAUAAUAAAAUUAUUCACCAAAACUAGAAGAAACUAGAAGAAUAAAUGACAACAAUUAAUAAAAUAACCAAUAUAUUAUUUUGAAUCACAUUAUUCAUAGUAGUGUGUUAAAAAACAGAAUCCUCAUUUUCAUUUUCACAAAUGAAUACACAAGACAAAAAUUAUUCACCAAAACUAGAAGAAAUUCACAUUUUACAUUGUAAAAACUGGUAUACGUAAAAGAGCCUGAUGUACUCCUAAUUUACCAUAUUUACGAUCUUGUUUUGUCACACUUUUAAUACUUUAUUUCUCAUUUUUAAAUAAAAAGGAUUGAUCUUUAUCAUCUUGGACAUUUUAAGGUAUUGCACUUGUUUUGGUAUAUUUUUGAGUUUCAGGAUAAUUCGGAACGUAUAUUAAUUUCUGAAAAGAAAUAAAUAUUACUCCCGAGUGAAGACGAAAAAAUCAUCAAAGUGAAGCGAGUCCUAACUUUAUCUCCGAAAUAUUUAUACAGAGACGCGAAGUUCAUUUCAGAAUAAAUCAGACUGUCCACAAUAAAAUGUACCGGUUAACUGUUUGACCAGUUAACUGAUCAAACAGCUAACCGGCCAAAUAAAGAAGUGGCGAACAAAGAGCCAAGCUGACAACAUUAGUCACUCCAUUAUUGUGAAUAAGGCUCCACCGUAGAAGAAAUCUCAAGAAGAAAACAAAUUGAGAUCAAAUAAUUGUAUUGCAUCCACUUGGAACCAAAGCUGUCUUCAUCAUCUUUCAUUAGCCUAACAGAGGAGCACAGCAGCCGACGAAGAAAAAUGCACAACAGAACAGUGGCCGGUGCUAUUUGCAGGAAGAAAAAUGAGAAAUUGGCAAUCACAUCUGGUGAAGAUUGAAAUCAAUGGCCGUCCAAAUUAAAUGAUCUUUAUCUUCAUUCGGAGAUAUUUAUGAGCUACACCCUUCUUUUGCUACUAUAUAAAGGGGUUAUUCAGGAGCUUCAAAGAACACAACCAAGUAGAUAGAAAUCAUCCUUGUUUCUUUUCUUUAGCUUUGUUCAUAGUAGUAGCAAUAAAAUAAAAGUGAUUCUUUCAAGAACACUUUCUGUAAAAAUUCAGUUUGUAAUUUCCAUUCCAGAAUUUCAGUUCUAUAUAUUUCAACAAUAAAGUUCAUUUGGAGAUAUCAGUUCGAAGUUAAUCAGUUCCAGCUUAAUCUGAGGAUUUCAAUCUUUUCUGUUCCAGCUCUUCUAUGUUCUUGAAUAUUUAUGCCUUCAGGUGAAAUUGAGGAACAAGAUAGCAUUCUCUAUCCAGGCGUGGAUGCAGCAAAUUUUGAGAUCAAACCAGCACUUAUCUCAUUGGUCUCAGCCAACAAAUUUGGCGGAUCAAAGAAUGAAGAUCCGACGAGCCAUGUGAAGCAAUUCUUGAGAGUUCUCCAAACUCUUAAGCUUAAUGGAGCCUCUGUUGAUGCCAUCAGACUCAGAUUGUUUCCAUUCUCACUGAGGGAUGAAGCAUUGAGUUGGUUAAACUCUAAACCAUCCGGUUAUUUCAACACAUGGGAGAAGUUGCAUAGAGAUUUCAUGAAGGAGUUCUAUCCUCCUUCUAAGGCAUCAAAAAUGAAGAAACUGAUCCAACAAUUCAGACAACAACCAUCAGAAUCUCUUUAUGAAUCAUGGAAGAGAUUUAAAGAUCUUCAAGUUCAAUAUCCACAUCAUAAUAUGAGCAUGGGUGAUCUCAUUGUCUCAUUUUAUGAAGGAUUACAUGAUAAUUCCAAAAUUGUUGUGGAUGCCUCUGCUAAUGGAGCUUUCAUGGAGCUUGAUCCUCAAACUGGAAAAGAGAUGCUUGAGAAAAUUUGCAACAACAGUGCAUCAUGGUAUUCUGAAAGAUCCACUCAAAAGCUAGGAGCGGGAAUUUAUGAGGUUGACCAAACAACAGCUUUAACAGCAAAGGUUGAUUCUCUCACAAACAUGAUCCAAAAGCUCACUGAGAAGCAAUCAUCAUCAACUUCUAGCACAUCAACAAAUCCAUCAUCAUCUUUAGCUCAAGUUUUGUUCUGUGAACUCUGUGGAGGAGGGCAUUCUUUUAAGGAAUGCAAUCUUCUAGAACUUACACAAAACGUUCCUUCUGGCCCCACAGUAGAACAGGCCGAUGCUAUAUAUGGUAGACCUCAAGUACCAUAUCAAGGAAACUAUAAUCCUCAAGGGAAGACACAUCCAGGAUUUUCAUGGAGUAACCCAUCAGGUGCAACAAAUUCACCAUAUCCAUCCAAACCAACACCUCCUGGAUUUCAAAAUCAGCAAGGGUACCCACCUCAACAACAAUUACCACCACCACCACAACAACAACAAUUUGUUGGAGUUAAUGACUUCCAGAGAAUGAUGCAAGGUAUCACUAAUCAAUUCUCUCAACUCACCGCUCAACUUAAUCAAAUUCAAGCUCACAACAAAAUGCUUGAGAGCCAGAUUGCUAGUUUUGCUUCACCAUCUACUAGCAAAGCUCAAGGCAAGUUGCCUGCCUACUCUGAACAUCCUAGGGAGAAUGUCAGUGCAAUCACUACAAGGAGUGGAAAACAACUUUCUGAUCCACCACUUGUAGUUGAGAAAGAGAAGAUACCUGAAAAAGAGACUUCACCACUAAAGGAGAACAAUGAAGAAGAUCUGAAUUCUCACUCACAUGAAGGCAAGAAAAAGGUAGUACAACCAUAUGUUCCACCUUUACCAUUUCCUCAUAGAGCAAAGAAGAACACAAUUGAUGAGAGGAGGGAUAAAUUCCUUAAAUGGAUCGGACAACUUAACACAACAAUCCCACUUCUUGAUGCUCUAAAACAUAUGCCUUCAUAUUCCAAAUUUCUGAAGGAAAUUCUGUCAAACAAGAAGAAGUUUGAGGAGAAAGCUACAGUAGCCAUGAGCGAGGGAUCCAGUGCUAUAAUUCAGAAGAAACUUCCAGAAAAAUUGAAGGAUCCAGGUAGCUUUACUAUACCAUGCAUAAUUGGAGGGUUCAUGGUCAACAAAGCUUUAUGUGACCUCGGGGCUAGUGUUAGCCUUAUCCCUUAUUCUAUGAGCAAGCGCCUUAGUCUUGGUAUUCCCAAAGCUACUUCAAUGACCAUUCAGCUUGCUGACCGAUCUGUUAAGUACCCUGUUGGUAUUCUUGAAGACAUUCCUGUACAGGUUGGAAAAUAUUUCAUCCCUUGUGACUUUGUCGUCCUAGACAUGGAUGAAGAUGAGCGAGUACCUGUCAUAUUGGGAAGGCCUUUCUUGGCCACUGCUGGUGCCAUCAUUGAUGUUAAAAAGGGUACAUUAAAAAUUGAAGUGGGGGAUGAAAGGGUUGAGUUUAAUAUUUUCCAAACGACGAAAAAUCCUGCAUGUGUGGAAAGUUGUUGGAGGGUUGAUAUAGCCGAUGAAUCCGUGAUAGACUUCAUGGGAUUCUUUCACAAGGAUCCUAUGGAAGUUUGUGUUGUGGAGGAAGUCAAAAAAGAUCAUGAGGAUGAAGAGUUAGUGGAGCGUGUAAAAAAGAAAGAGAGUUGUAAAAGCUUUCACGAGGGGAAGGAAGUGAAAAAGCGGAGGAAGGGAGGAAAAUUGCUAUCAGUGGCCAAAGAGUUAAGAAAUAUUCUCAAGGAGAGGACGCAAAGAAGAAACUCAUUGUUUGACUGGAUCAUCCUCCGUAUGAGUAAACCAAUCAGGUAAUGUCGGGCACACGACGUUAAAAAUAGCGCUUCUUGGGAGGCAACCCAAGUUUAUUUACUUUCAUUUGAAUGUGUGUUUUGCUUGUGUGUUUGCAUUGAAUAAUUUUAUUCUCCCACCCAUUUACUCACCCGUCCUGUAUAUAUUUGUCACAUCGAGGACGAUGUUUCAUCUUAAGUGUGGGGGGAGAAUAUGCAUGUUUGUUUGUUUGUGAAUUGCCUUAUCAUCUGUUUAACUUUCAAAUCAUGCAUUCUAUUCUUUCACAUGGUAUGUGGAUUGUUGGCUGGACUUGUCUCUUAAUAUUUGGAUUGAGAAUCAUAAUUUUUGAGCGUUGAGUAAAAUUUUGGUCAAAUUUUAAACUUUGUACAAACACAAAACAUCUCAUGCACGUAAAUGGUUAUCUAGUGAAACUGUUGUUCAAUAUGUUUAAGAUUGUGUAAAACAAGAGUGCUAUGUGCUUUUAUUUUCCUUGACAUGAUUUUCUGACUUGGCACAUUAGGAAAUGAUAUAGGCCAUUUUUCAUAAACCCAUAUACCUAGCCUUACCCAUGUGAUAAAUAUCCCUUGUUCAACCCCUUUGAGCCAUUUUUUUUUAUAAGCGUUAUACGCUUAACCCUGUUUUUCUCAUUUUCUUUCAUAAAAACCUGUUAUAUGUGACCCUGAGCCUAAAAGCCAAACACUUUCCAACCACCCUAGAAUGAACUUGCAUAAAUUUUAAUGAGUUUAGAGAGUGUUAUUUACAUUUGGGAGCUUCAAUUACACUUUUGUGAUUACUUAGUUGUUAAUAUUCAUUUAUAGGGGUAGUUGUUCUUGUUGUAUCAUCAUUGUACAUAUUAUUCUUGUAAAUUCUUAUGGUUAGAAGCACUGAAAAGCCUUGAACAAAAACAAAAAAAUCAAAAACAAAAAAAAAAAAAAAAAGAAAAAAAAAAGAAAAUGAAAAAAAAAAUCUAAACAAGGCUAAAUAUCCAUGUAUAUGCUUCUCUCUUUUGUAUAUUUUUCUUGUACAUUAAUUUACUCUUUUUACUAGUUACUACCCCUAACUGUUAAAAAUAACAAGUGUUGUAUAGAUUAUUGUCAAAAGCUCCUACUCACAACUUAGUACCUCUCUAAUAUUGUUAAAUUUAUGUCAAGUUCAUUUCUUUUGUUUCCUCAUUAAUUCCCUUUGUUCAUAAGCCUAUCCCACAGACCCCAUUAUAACCCAAUGUUAAAAGUCCUAAUUGAUCUAAUUGUGUUUUGUCUGAACUAAGUUGAUAGGAAAAUCUUAUUUUGCAUAAUUUUGCAUGGUUGAACAAACGAAGCUAGAUUCCAUUUUCACACCACACACUUUGUGUUUGUUCGAGUUGAGAUUUGACCCAAACUUUUGAGAUGAUAUGCAAAAUAUUUUUAUGAUUCUCACUACUCUUAUUUUGUGACAUGUCAAAGGAAUUUGAUUGACCAGGUGGAGUGAAAGGAAAGUAUGCAUGAUUUGAGGAUUACACAUAUGAUUUGGCAAUUCAUUUUUUUGCAUGCUUGGUUGCUUGUGUGAAAUGUAAAUAUUUUUGCUUGAGGACAAGCAAAAUCUUAAGUAUGGGGGAGUUGAUGUACUCCUAAUUUACCAUAUUUACGAUCUUGUUUUGUCACACUUUUAAUACUUUAUUUCUCAUUUUUAAAUAAAAAGGAUUGAUCUUUAUCAUCUUGGACAUUUUAAGGUAUUGCACUUGUUUUGGUAUAUUUUUGAGUUUCAGGAUAAUUCGGAACGUAUAUUAAUUUCUGAAAAGAAAUAAAUAUUACUCCCGAGUGAAGACGAAAAAAUCAUCAAAGUGAAGCGAGUCCUAACUUUAUCUCCGAAAUAUUUAUACAGAGACGCGAAGUUCAUUUCAGAAUAAAUCAGACUGUCCACAAUAAAAUGUACCGGUUAACUGUUUGACCAGUUAACUGAUCAAACAGCUAACCGGCCAAAUAAAGAAGUGGCGAACAAAGAGCCAAGCUGACAACAUUAGUCACUCCAUUAUUGUGAAUAAGGCUCCACCGUAGAAGAAAUCUCAAGAAGAAAACAAAUUGAGAUCAAAUAAUUGUAUUGCAUCCACUUGGAACCAAAGCUGUCUUCAUCAUCUUUCAUUAGCCUAACAGAGGAGCACAGCAGCCGACGAAGAAAAAUGCACAACAGAACAGUGGCCGGUGCUAUUUGCAGGAAGAAAAAUGAGAAAUUGGCAAUCACAUCUGGUGAAGAUUGAAAUCAAUGGCCGUCCAAAUUAAAUGAUCUUUAUCUUCAUUCGGAGAUAUUUAUGAGCUACACCCUUCUUUUGCUACUAUAUAAAGGGGUUAUUCAGGAGCUUCAAAGAACACAACCAAGUAGAUAGAAAUCAUCCUUGUUUCUUUUCUUUAGCUUUGUUCAUAGUAGUAGCAAUAAAAUAAAAGUGAUUCUUUCAAGAACACUUUCUGUAAAAAUUCAGUUUGUAAUUUCCAUUCCAGAAUUUCAGUUCUAUAUAUUUCAACAAUAAAGUUCAUUUGGAGAUAUCAGUUCGAAGUUAAUCAGUUCCAGCUUAAUCUGAGGAUUUCAAUCUUUUCUGUUCCAGCUCUUCUAUGUUCUUGAAUAUUUAUGCCUUCAGUUUGCAGGUAUACCACACAGAACACUGAGAGGUGAUGUUUAAGUUGGACAGUGUUAACAAGUUUAGGGCAUAAGAAAUACUUGGUAAAUAUCAAUUUCAAUCAUAUCGCGAAGAUGAAGUUUAUGAAGAUAGGAGCAAGACCAGAUACCUUCUACACCGAAGAUGGUACAAGGGUUAUAAGUUCAGAUAUGCCAAGUGAUCUUACUAUCAAAAUCAACAACAUAACUUAUCAUCUUCACAAGUAUCCACUUCUGCAAAAGUGUGGACUCCUACAAAGACUCAUAUCAAAUACAGAAGAUUCGGACAAUGUUGCCCUGGAACUGCAUGAUACUCCAGGGGGAGAAGAGGCAUUCGAGAUAUGCGCGAAAUUCUGUUACGGGAUGACCAUUAAUGUCAGCGCACAUAACUUCGUCCCCGUUUUCUGUGCCGCGAAGUUCCUUCGAAUGACGGAGGCCUUCGAGAAGGGGAAUUUGGCGGUCAAACUCGAGGCAUUUUUAGCUUCAUGCGUAUUGGGAGGCUGGAAGGACUCGAUUCUGGCGCUCCAGACGACGGAGAAGUUAGCCGAUUGGGCCGAAAAUGUCGGCGUGACCCGGAAGUGUAUAGAUUCGAUCGUUGAGAAGAUCUUAACCCCUCCGGCGAAGGUCCGGUGGUCAUACACUUGCAGUCGCCAUGGAUUCGAUAAAAAGCAAGCGAAAUCGGCGCCGAGAGAUUGGUGGACGGAGGAUUUGGCCGUGCUUGGGAUAGAUCUCUUCCGAUGUAUAGUCACAACCGUUAGAUCAACCGGAUCUCUGUCGCCUCAGCUCAUCGGCGAGGCCUUACAUGUCUACGCCGGCCGGUGGCUACCAAACACCAAAAAGGCGAAAUUGUCCUCAGUCGAAGGGAUCGAGAGGAAGCGGAGUAUUCUAGAGACAAUUGUGAGUAUGAUCCCUAUCGAUGGAGACUCUGUUUCAAUUAGAUUCUUACUGAAGCUGCUUAGCGCGGCAAAUUACUUAGGAGCAUCUAUGGUGACGAAAGCAGAGCUGAUAAGGCGAUCGGGGGAGAGGUUGCACGAGGCGAGGGUGAAUGACUUGCUGCUGCCGCCAUCUCAGGCUGGUGAUGAAACUGGAAGCGGCUUUGAUGUUGAAUUGGUCGGGGUUGUUUUGGAGAGUUUCCUGAGGCAAUGGAAGAGGCAGGCGGCGGGUGAAGAGAAGGAAUCGGCGAUGAGGAAGGUGGGAAAGCUGGUGGACUCUUAUGUUCAAGUUGUGGCUAGGGAUGAUCCUAAAAUGGCAGUUGAGCAAUUGGUGUCUCUGGCUUCUGCUGUUCCAGAUAUUGCCCGACCACUUCAUGAUGAACUUUACCAGGCAGUCAACACGUAUCUUAAGGUGCAUCCCAAUCUAAGCAAAGCCGACAGGAAGCUGCUCUGCCGUAUUCUGGACUGCCGUAAACUAUCACCAGAAGUAUGUGCGCAGGCGGUGAGGAAUGAGCGGCUGCCAUUGAGAACCGUAGUGCAAGUACUCUACUUUGAGCAGGAAAGGGGUACCGCUAGAACCACCACGCCCAGUCAACUUUCAACACCCAAAGGAGAUUUUAAUGGACUUAGAAAUAAUCUGAAGUUGGAUUCAGAUGAUCAGCGGCCACACAAGGCAACGGAAGAGAAUCGGAGACGAAGAAGAACUAUAGUUCAUGAGGAUGUUUCAAGGUCAGUGUCAACAAAGGGAAGAGAUAUUGGUGAAGAAAAGGAAAUACGUGGAAGUACUAAUAAUAAGGCACUUCCUCGUUCACAAAGAGCCCUGCACGCACAAUAAGGAUACAUAUACUCUGCAUUGAAAUCAAAUUCAAUGAGCACUCUGUGUUUCAUGAAUAUAAUGCCAAUUAUAUCUGGUUGAAAAAUCUUAGCAUCGUGUGCAAAGGUGAAUGGAGCAUGCAAUUCAACGGGAGAUUGAUGAUAUUAUUGAUUUGUAUAUGUGAUUGUUCAUUUGAUAUAUUCAAGAAAGAUUUCGUGUAGUGCUUUGGAACAA